Molecule: messenger RNA, 3649 nt
Organism: Nomia melanderi (Alkali bee)
Lineage: Eukaryota; Metazoa; Arthropoda; Insecta; Hymenoptera; Halictidae
Source: RefSeq, a predicted model, not a curated record
ACACGAUGUAAUACCAAAGUUUAAACACAAUUCUGUUAUACUGAACAACCUGUGGAGUAACGACGACGACAGUACUCUCAUAUCCAUCGUUUUAGACGACUGUCUUUCCAAUUUCUGUAUAAUAUCUAUUACUACACGUAAAUUCAACGGACGCGAAGAAUUGAAUGCGGCGUCGCCGGUGUAACAUUCUUUGAGGUAUUCCGGUAUAGUUGUUUGAGACCACGCUAAUUGCAACUCUGUACACAUAGAAAGAAAUAUUUACAAUAAUUGCACCGACAAGCAUCGUGGCAAGUAUUACUCCAUUAAUUGAGGAUUAACUGUGAAAAAUGAAUAUUUAUUAUAAUCUCUUAACUUACCACAACACGCUAUCCAUAGUACAAUCUGGAUGAUUGUCAUAUUUGUGAUACAGAGAGUCAUAAUGUAUUUCACUGGUAGUCUACUAAGUGUGUUAUGCUUCCGAUAUCUAUCUUGAUCUUCCCGGCUACUCACCCGACUAAUCGUGUAAGAAUGGGAAAAAGAUUAUGUCCUAUUUUAAUCAUGAUAAGAUAAUUGCCAGUAAGAAAUUUCAUUUCUAUAAUGAAGGAACGACCAAAGCCUCGUAUAGCUUUCUUUUUAUCAUAUGUGAGAUAUUAUUUUCAACACAGACUUCUAUUUAACGUGUUGAAGAAACAGUUACCGUUUCAAACGUUAAUCGUUAUGCAAGUAGAGUUUUUUAAUGCAUCAAGUUGAGACAAAAUACGAGGUAAUGAGUAAGAAUAUUUUAUUCGUUUUAUUUUCCUUUACAUUACCUACUGGACACCUAUAAUAAGGUGGGGUACCUGUUACUCAUGAUGUGUCAUAUUAUCUUAUCAGAUUAGUGAUAGGUACCACUAUAUCUGUAGAUAGGUGUGGUGUAUUUUACUACGGUACAUGGUGCUGAAGAAAUAUCAUUCAUUCUGUGCUAAAAGUAUUCACCAAUCAAUUAUUAUCAAACAGAAUGGCUAAAUUAUUGCAUUUAUGUUACUUUACUGUUGCUAUAUUGGAAAUUCCAAUCUUAUUCCUUCAAGGUGUUUGGGGGCAAGAAAAUGCAGUCCGAAAUCUAUCGCCCUCCCUUCACGAAUGUUACGACAAUAAAUUCAUUUUACAACGGGAUAACAGAUUACCGCAUACUAUAAACACAUUCAUUUCAAUACUGAGAAAAAUCGAAAAUUCAGAAGGUCUUAAUAUGGAUUUGAGAAGUUUAUCUGUUGCCCUUCUACAUCGUUUUCGACAAGAUGGGAUCACAGCUAAUCCCGAUGUUCCUGCACUGGAUGGAGUGACACCUUAUGCACCAAAUGAUUUGCAAUUCUAUCGACAUGCUCGAACCCUUGGAUUCAUACCAGGAAAUGCUCUCCAUUUUCCUAAUAACAGUAUCACAAACAUUGAACGGUGUACAUUGCAUUUCAUGCUAUCCAGUAGCAUAGAAACUUUGCAGAGAGGUGACGAAGCAAAAGUUUGCAGAUACUCAAGCUUAUAUAGACACGCAAGAAACAUUAAGCAUACUGAUGAACCGACAAGCGAAGAUACCAUCAAUGAUGCAGAAACCUUGACAUCGGAUGAAUUAAAAACCAUGACUAACCAAAAAGAUGGAGGCGCCAAGGUUACGGAUGAUCCAAGUUCAUUAUAUCCAGCAUUACCACCUAAUCAUCCGGAUAAUGGUAAAAUGAUUGGUUCAAUGACAUCAGCACCCCAAAGCAAAUGCCCCGUAGAGAAUGGUGUCAUCAAGACCCCCUGGGGUGUUGUUAGUCCUGGCUUGGUUCUUUCUGCAGUAGCAGCUGCAACGCAACCGGAAAUAAUUAAACUUCAAGAUAUACAACCUAAUUUAGUACAAGCAAAUAAUCCACAACUUUCAGGAUUGACUAUAGAUAAUAUAUGGUUUGCCACUUUAGCCGGAGAUUUGGCGGAAGUUGCUUUAACACGAGGACCUCUAGGAAAAAUUAGCGUAGGAGGAAUUGGUCAUUGGAACUCUACUGCUUUGCCACGUUGGUAUUUCCUGGAUUCCAAUGAUACACUGGAAAUGACAACAGCAGAAAUCAGAGGCGACAUAGACGGCUUAAUCUUGGCUAAUGAAAUUAAUAAAUGGUACUCGAGGAUUCCCAGCUUAAAGUUAUCACAAAUAUUUGAUAUGUACUAUAGCACGCAAGGGUUGUUUGAUUCCUCGAUCAGAGCAUGUAACCGCAGAACAUUGUUCACAUCUGUUGCUCCUAAUGAAACUAUGUCUGCGCAGGCGUAUAGUGCUGCUGUAUUGUUAAAUCCUGAUAUAGCAACGGCAACACUCGAUCCCAUAAAAAUAAAAGAAUUUUCGGUACAAGCUGUAAAUGACUUAGCAAGAUACGUUCCUUCGUCGAUGAACGAUGAUCUUUCAUGCACGGAUACAGAUAAAUUGAAUGACUUGAAUAAAGCGUAUGUUGAUUUGACUAUCAUUCUUGAUACAAAUUGGCCAUUCUCUGCGAUACAGUCCAUCCUUGCAACGUUACUGGAGAGCAUAGAUUUGAAUCAAUUUAACAGUAACUUCACAUUAAUAAAUGGCUACGACGGAAGUGUAAUUAUUAAUAGCACAUACAAUAUCCUAGAGUUCUAUGCUUACAAUUCGUCGCACUACGACAAUAUUACGCAUGGUUUCGAUUUGCCCAAGUCGAUCGAUAAACUGUGGUAUUACUCGAGGAGUAAAUUAGAGAACGAACGCAACAAAGGAAUCGGCGGUGCUAGAUCUGACGUCGUUUUAAUUAUUCCAUAUAUAUCGACCAUUUCUAUAAGUGAUAAGGAUUACUGCUUGCAAAAUAUAGUACGGAUGCGUGAGCAGAUACCAGAUACAACAUUACUUAUUAUGGCAUACGGAUCGAAGGACAUGUGGUCUGAUCUCGUUAAAAAUCCUACAUCGGAUUUGUUCACUAUUAGCAUCGGUGACACAAUGGAAGCUUUGUCGCCAGUAAUCACUUUAGUCUCCAGAAUAAAGCAAGUUCCUAAGCGUUUGAUCAAUACGCAGUGUGGUGAAAAUUAUAAGUCAAAUGGAUCUUCUAAUCCGUAUGUUGAUCAAGUUGCACCAAACGAAAUAAAAUUGUAUAGCUUACAUCCCAAUUAUUUCUUCAAGCAUGAGGGUUACGCCACAGUGAAGAUUCAAGGCUCUAAUUUGGAUAACUUAAAUGUGUGUUGGGCACGGGAACCGUUAGAUGUUAAAACGCAAAACGUAUCGUCUAAAACAUGUGCCUCGGUAGCUGCUGACGUAUACGAUAUUAAAGUUUCUUGUGCCGAUGCUACUUUCAUCCAUAAGUGCCCGCCACUUUACAUGUCCGUAGCUACGAACGCCACAAGUGUUUCUUCGCUGUGUACAGCUCGGGAAUGCAGAUAUCCUAAUUCAGUAAAAUAUACAAUAUCUUACGAGGAUUUAGUAUGCGUCAGCAGUGCAAGCAAAUUCGCAGCCAGUUCGCUUGUUUUACUUGUACUAUUAAUAUUCUUUCAUGUAUAACAAAAAAUCUUUUUAUUAUUUAGACUUGUGAACAAAUUAAUCGUCUAGCAUUUCUUUUCGAUGAGUAAACAUUGAAAUAAUAUUUAAGGAAUAUCUUAUAUUAAAUGUGUUCAUACAUAUGUAAUAAUGUGUUCAACCAAUUACAAAUAUAAAUUUAGAAACAUU